Messenger RNA from Saccharomyces kudriavzevii IFO 1802, 762 nucleotides. It is a transcript of the gene DFG10, whose product is annotated as putative polyprenol reductase. Gene Ontology annotation, molecular function: 3-oxo-5-alpha-steroid 4-dehydrogenase activity. The record is from RefSeq and is a predicted model, not a curated record. Bases 1 to 762 code for a protein of 253 amino acids. Gene Ontology annotation, cellular component: endoplasmic reticulum. Gene Ontology annotation, biological process: dolichol-linked oligosaccharide biosynthetic process; polyprenol catabolic process. Lineage: Eukaryota; Fungi; Ascomycota; Saccharomycetes; Saccharomycetales; Saccharomycetaceae. The transcript has a single exon.
AUGUAUUCUAAUAAAGACCGGUUAAUACAAUGCAUCAUACAUGCCUACAGACUAUCCUUUUUGAUUGGAAUAUGCUCACUUUUCAUGGCCAAAAGUUGCCUACCAGAAUUCCUGCAAUAUGGUAAAACCUACCAGCCCAACAAUGAUACAAAAUUUUCUAGUAUAUUAGAGAGAAUCAAGAAGUUUACGGUUCCAAAGGCAUAUUUUUCCCAUUUUUACUAUCUGGCCACUCUUCUGUCAUUGAUUACUUUAUAUUUCUAUCCUAAAUUCCCAAUUGUCUGGAUAAUUUUUGGACACUCACUGCGUCGACUCUAUGAGACCCUUUAUGUCUUACGUUAUACGAACAAGUCCAGAAUGAAUUGGUCCCAUUAUUUAGUCGGAAUAUGGUUCUAUUCCGUACUAUUGUUAAUUCUGAAUAUAUCAUUGUACAGGAACACCAUCCCAAGCACACCAAACACUUAUGCUCUCAUGAUAUUCUGCAUAGCAUCCUGGGACCAGUAUAAAAACCAUUGCAUUUUGGCCCAGCUGAUUAAAUAUUCACUACCAACAGGGAGGCUGUUUGGAUUGGUAUGCUGUCCUCAUUACCUCGACGAAAUAAUUAUCUAUUCCACUCUGUUGCCCUAUGAACAAGAAUUUUGUUUAACACUAAUUUGGGUCAUUACAAGCUUAAGCAUAUCCGCAUUAGAAACACGGAACUACUAUAAACACAAAUUCAAAGACGACGAUGUUCCUCGCUACGCUAUAAUACCUUACGUACUCUAG